This is a messenger RNA of Atta colombica, 2739 nucleotides long. Its product is annotated as serine-rich adhesin for platelets. The record is from RefSeq and is a predicted model, not a curated record. Gene Ontology annotation, molecular function: zinc ion binding; nucleic acid binding. NCBI's taxonomy places the organism in Eukaryota, Metazoa, Arthropoda, Insecta, Hymenoptera, Formicidae. The coding region runs from base 51 to 2729 and encodes 892 amino acids. The transcript has 8 exons.
CGUUGCUCCACACUUUCCUCCUACCCAAGUGGUAUCAAUGUUGUCUGGCAAUGGUGUGUAAGGAGAACGUGGUAUCAUGGUUUGGGAAUCUGUCCAGUUAUAAACGUAUCGAUGUAAUGUGCACAUUGCUGAACAUGUGCGUGCCAUUUGAGGUACGAUAUCUCGGUACGUGUAUCGAGGAUAUCGGCAAACGGGAUUACAAUGACCUACGUGAUGUGGAACACCAUGCAAACAGCGUCUCGGAGCUGGCCGAGUUGACUUCCAGCGUGACAGAUAAACGCACGCGAAGAAAACUAGCUCUUUACAUGGCACUGUUGCACUCGUGCAAUUACGCCUGUGCGGUGAUCUUGUACAAAAAUCUGUCGAAUUUUGAUCAUCAGGAGAUCACCAAUCUGUUAAACGGGACCACUUUCAGCGUGGACGAUCAACCCCUGGAAGAAUUGUUACUGCUGUAUACGAUGGCACUGAAUCAUCCAGCGUUCACAUACGAACAGAAAAGCGUAUUCGGCAACAUAUUCAUUAAACUCCAGGAAGAAGAAGCUCGUCUGAAUCUUUCAAAGAUAAACUCUUCUUUCAAACCGACCCAAUUUAAAUUUAUGCAGGGCUGUACACCAUGCAUGAGUACAAACGAAAGAUUAAUGGAGCCUGAGAUACCGGGUAGCUGCUUAAUGCCACCACCGCCAAUGCAAUCUUAUCAUGGAGAAAUGGGGAUGAGGAAUAAUGCUAUAGUCACAGGAGUACCACCUGGUCUCACGAUACCUCCACCAGGACUUUGUUUGCCUGGUCCAGAGCAAAUGCCUAUGGGAUCUGGCGGUACAACGCAGUACGUUCAACUCGGUUUUCCAUCCAUGAAUCAUCUGCCUCCUUGGCCAAGUCAGGUUAUGAUGGGAAAUCAGCUGAUGUAUCACAGCGACGUGUUAGCUUAUCCCGCUUCCCCCUUAGUCAGCCGCCAAUCCUCGCCAUCUCAAUCACGAUCUCCUAGUCGCAGUAAUUCGCCAAUGGGCCGUAACAGGACUGUUAACUCGCGCGCCUCAUCCUCGCAAUCUACCCAAUCCACAUCAACCAGUCUCACAUCGUCGAGCGUCUCAAACAACCAGACAAGCAGCUCCGUUUCGAACACUACUAGUAAUAGCAACAACUCUCUGCCGCCUUUACCAGCGCCCGGUGCAAACAGAAGUCUUCCUAGUCAAUCGCCAUUACUCCCAUCAUCGCGAUCCGUUUCUUUAUCGAACUCGUCGGGUUUUUCUCGGCAUAAUAUCGAUAAUACCCCAUCGUCUACUCUGAUUUCGGCAACUCAAUCGAAACAACCUCCACCACCACCACGACUUAGGUCAUCUAAUUCUGGCGAUUCCCUUCGAGAGACUUUGAGUAAAGAAAUGCCGAAUUUUAAGGGUAAUCUGCAGAACUUCUCUCGCGAUGAGAUCAGAAGAAUGAGUGAUGAAGAUUUAAGGGACAUCGGCUUGACACCGAACGCAGUGGGACAAUUGCGGAGUAUAGUUAAAAGUCAAACCAGCAAUGGCUUAAAUCAAAUUUCAACGGAUAAGAAGCUGGAUAGCGUAAACAGUACCUCACAUUCACUCGCCGAAUCGAUGGAGAAUGAAGCAUCUGGCAUAGAGAUUUUGGGGGAUUCGAGCAAUAGUACAAGCGGGAAAUCAAUGCCACUACAAGAACACCAUCCAGCGGUGCAUCAUUAUCACAAUCAUAUGACUACUCCAAAUGUACGGCGCUAUCCUGGUAUGCCAUCGAUAGAUCCGGCGCAAAUACAAAUGUAUCCUGCACCACCAAUGUAUACAACUCAGAAUUCACCAUGUUAUGCUUGUCUCACUGUACCAGUAGCUGGAAUGCAAAAUCGAUAUUCGAGGUGUAAUGCUCAGCAUGUGUAUUGCCUUGGACAACUUCAAGCAUUGCGACUCGACUCCGAGAGCAGCCGGCACUGUUCCCAAAGCAGCAGUUCUGAUAGUACCGGUAGUAGAUCGCCCCCCGAGACGCCACCGGCUGCGCCGUGGGUCAGUAGCAACAGUGGCGGUGACAACAACGUUGCACCGCCUGCUACUGACCAUAUGACUUCCGCGCCGGUGCAUUCCACGGCGACGGCUCCGCCACAUGUCGUGUCAGCACCCCAGCAGUCGUCAAUGCAAUCGUCGGUGCCACCGGAGAGCAGGCAACUUACCAGAAAAAAUUCGCAGACACGCACGAUGCGACAGAAGAGCCAGGGAAUACUGAACGGGGCCGGCAAUGGUAACAGUGGACCGCCGAGUCUGUCACACUGUGUCACCUUCCCGGCGCCACCGACACAUUCACAACUCACGUAUCUGCCACACGGUCACUUCCCAACUACAUUACGUCCCAGUAGCGGUAUUUACUCCAAUUUUUUGCAUGGGCCAUCCGCACGACCAGCUUAUCAACCAGCGUAUCAACCGAACGGCGAGAUUAUGUAUCCAUUCACGGGACAUCCCGCAUCUGGUAGCACUCCACCGCCGCCACCACCACCGAACGCAGCUGCCGCGGCACCAGUACAAGCGUCGUACAUGCCACCUACGCCGGUGGUAACGUAUGCAGCGGCGGUAAUACCACAGACAAAGAUCUCUUGUUAUAACUGUGGCAGUAAUAGUCAUCUCGCAAUAGAUUGCAAGGAUCAGACGAUGGAAGACAUUACGAAGAAAGCCCAAUACCGACUGGAUUACACGAUAAUGAAGCAACCUGGGGAGUGUCCGAGUUCCGACAAGUGAUCUCCUGCCA